Molecule: messenger RNA, 1879 nt
Organism: Scleropages formosus (Asian bonytongue)
Lineage: Eukaryota; Metazoa; Chordata; Actinopteri; Osteoglossiformes; Osteoglossidae
Product: TOX high mobility group box family member 3-like
Exons: 7
Coding region: 145-1815 (556 amino acids)
Biological process (GO): regulation of transcription by RNA polymerase II
Cellular component (GO): nucleus
Molecular function (GO): chromatin DNA binding
Source: RefSeq, a predicted model, not a curated record
CCCCCCCCCCCCACACCCCUUCUCCUGUCCGCGCGCUGCGCUUGGAUUCUAAACCAGAACAAGGAAGAAGGAGGAGGAACACGCGAUCUGAUCUGAAAAAAAAAAAAAAUAAAAGAAAAUAAAAAAAAAAAAAACAAGGACGCGAUGGAUGUAAGGUUUUACCCGUCUGCCGGGGGGACCCCACUCCCCGGGGACCCGUCGAACCUCAACUUCUCCCACUGCCUGGGUUACUACAACUACAAGUUUGGGAGCCAUAAUAACUAUAUGAAUAUGGCGGAAGCGAACGGUGGCCUCGUUACAACCAGUGAUCAGACGUUCCACACCCCAAGUUUGGGAGAUGAGGAGUUUGAGAUCCCACCCAUCACACCACCUCCAGAAACAGAGCUGGGACUAGGGCUUCCCGAGGCGGAAUCGGCCUUCCCUGGGCUCCAGGAGGCUCCAUCAACACAGAGAGGCCACCUCACUCCCCAGUUUCCACCACAGAGCUUGGAGCUGCCAUCCAUCACCAUUUCGCGGAACCUGCUAGAACAGGAAGGCACAGGCCUCAAUGCCAGUCUCCCAGCUAACCUCGGUCAAACCCAGCUUCGCCAGUACCCCAACCCUUCUAUGGUCAUGAGGUCAAUCAUGACCAUGAACAACCCGUCUGCUGUGAUGUCACGAAACCAGCUGACAACUAUCAACCAGUCCCAGCUAAGCACACAACUGGGUCUAAACCUGAGUGGACCAAAUAUCCCUCACACAUCUCCGUCCCCCCCUGCCAGUAAAUCUGCCACCCCAUCACCCUCCAGCUCCAUCAACGAGGAGGACCCAGAUGAAAGUAACAGGGCAAUCGGUGAAAAGCGUCCUGCUCCUGAUGCGAGCAAGAAGCCCAAGACACCCAAGAAGAAGAAGAAGAAGGACCCAAAUGAGCCCCAGAAGCCUGUGUCUGCCUAUGCACUCUUCUUCCGUGACACACAGGCUGCCAUUAAGGGCCAGAACCCCAACGCCACCUUUGGGGAAGUGUCUAAGAUCGUGGCAUCCAUGUGGGAUGGCCUGGGGGAAGAGCAGAAGCAGAUCUAUAAAAGCAAAACAGAAGCAGCUAAGAAAGAAUACCUGAAGGCCCUUGCUGCAUACCGUGCUAGUCUGGUGUCAAAGGCAGCAGCUGAGUCGGCAGAGGCACAGACCAUACGCUCAGUCCAGCAGACACUGGCCUCCUCCAACCUGUCCCCCUCGCUCCUUCUUCCGGCACCCAUGACCCAGCACCCAUCUGUGGCGGCUGCCGCACAAGCCCUACAGCAGGCGCUCCCACGUGCCAUCGCCCCCAAGCCUCUGCCUGUGCGGUUGCCAGGCGGCCAGGUCGUAGCCUCAGUGGCCCCGGGAGUGCCCUCGCAGCUGAUGGGGCCCAUGAGCCCUCCCAUGCAGCCUCCGCAGCCUCACCACCAGAUGCAGCAGCAUCUGCAACAGCACCUGCACCAGCAGCAACUGCAUCACCAGCAAAUUCAGCAGCAGAUGCAGCAGCAACACUUCCAGCAGCACCUGCAGCAGCAGCUCCAGCAGCACCAUGUCCAGCAGCAGCAACAGCAGAUGCAGCUCCAGCGUAUGCAGAUGCAGCAGAUGCACCAGCAGCAGCUCCAGCAUCUCCAGCAGCAACAGGCCUCCCAGUGUUCUCCUCCGCAGCGGUCCCCAGGAACGCCACAGUCUGUGGGAGCGCCUGCCCCUAUGGGCAGCCCCCACCCCCAACCCCAGCAGCAGCAGCAGCAGCAGCAGCAUCCAUCCCAAACACAGGCCCAUGCACAUGCCCAUGCCCAGGUCUUGUCCCAAGUCAGCAUCUACUGAGCCAGAACAUGUCUCGAAAAGAGGAAUAUAACAAUAAAAGUGCCAAUCCUGGUUGCUUUUCUAA